This is a messenger RNA of Thamnophis sirtalis, 1274 nucleotides long. RefSeq names its product replication factor C subunit 4 (gene RFC4). Gene Ontology annotation, cellular component: DNA replication factor C complex; nucleus. Lineage: Eukaryota; Metazoa; Chordata; Lepidosauria; Squamata; Natricidae. Gene Ontology annotation, biological process: DNA-templated DNA replication; DNA repair. The record is from RefSeq and is a predicted model, not a curated record. Gene Ontology annotation, molecular function: DNA clamp loader activity; DNA binding; ATP binding.
GUGGCCCCGCCUUUGAGGCGGGGCAAAGAAAAGCCGAUUUUGGCGGGAAUUGAAAGGUUGCUAGAGUGAAGAGAAGCAAUAAUGCAGGCAUUUCUGAAAGGUCCAGUCAGUGCUAAACCUCCCUCUACUAAAGAACGGGGAGCUGCUGCAACUGCAGGAAGCAGUGGGGAGAGCAAGAAACCCAGACCCGUUCCUUGGGUCGAAAAAUACCGUCCAAAAUGCAUGGAUGAAGUUGCAUUUCAAGAGGAAGUUGUGGCAGUACUGAAGAAAUCCUUACAGGGAGUUGAUCUUCCCAACCUCUUGUUCUAUGGCCCUCCUGGAACUGGGAAAACAUCUACUAUUUUGGCAGCAGCUAGAGAACUCUUUGGUCCUGAAUUGUUCCGGCAGAGAGUCCUUGAAUUAAAUGCAUCUGAUGAACGUGGAAUACAAGUCAUUCGAGAGAAAGUCAAGACUUUUGCCCAAUUAACAGUAUCAGGAAAUCGUUCAGACGGCAAACCAUGUCCGCCUUUUAAGAUCAUAAUCCUGGAUGAGGCAGAUUCUAUGACCUCGGCAGCUCAAGCGGCUUUAAGGCGCACCAUGGAGAAGGAAUCUAAGACCACACGAUUCUGCCUUAUCUGUAAUUACAUCAGCCGAAUCAUUGAACCGAUUACAUCUCGAUGUUCCAAAUUUCGUUUCAAGCCACUUUCCGACAAAAUCCAACGUCAGAGACUUCUAAACAUUGUUGAAAAAGAAAAUGUGAUGAUCAGCAAUGAGGGAAUCGAUUACCUUGUUCAUGUGGCAGAAGGAGAUUUGAGGAAAGCAAUCACACUUCUUCAGAGCGCUACACGACUGACAGGGGGAAAAGAAGUGACAGAGAAAAUUGUCAUUGAAAUUGCAGGGGUUGUCCCCAAAGAAAUAUUGGAUGGGCUGCUGAGUGCCUGCCAAAGUGGCUCUUUUGAAAAGCUGGAAGUUGUAAUGAAGAAUGUGAUCAGUGAAGGCUAUGCAGCUACUCAACUGAUAAAUCAGCUUCAUGAUAUCAUCGUUGACAAAGAAGACCUCAAUGACAAGCAAAAAUCUGUAAUUGUAGAGAAAUUAGCUGAAGCAGACAAGUGCUUGGCAGACGGCUCCGAUGAGUUCUUGCAGUUGAUCAGCGUCUGUGCAGUCAUGAUGCAGCAAAUAAUUCAGAAUAGCUAACUGCAGGGGACAAGUGGCCUUUUGAUGGCCAUCGCAGAUCUUUUCUCUGCAGUUUUGGCACAGUUUGCAAACUGUUCUGUAAAUAUAGACUUUGCUUUGGA